Ctenopharyngodon idella (grass carp) is the source of this 3182-nucleotide messenger RNA. It is a transcript of the gene csk, whose product is annotated as C-terminal Src kinase. NCBI's taxonomy places the organism in Eukaryota, Metazoa, Chordata, Actinopteri, Cypriniformes, Xenocyprididae. The record is from RefSeq and is a predicted model, not a curated record. Gene Ontology annotation, molecular function: protein binding; ATP binding; protein tyrosine kinase activity. Gene Ontology annotation, biological process: adherens junction organization; regulation of Fc receptor mediated stimulatory signaling pathway; protein phosphorylation. The coding region runs from base 577 to 1929 and encodes 450 amino acids. The transcript has 13 exons.
AAGUGCGUUUCCUUUUCAAGGGCCUGUGUGUAGAAGACAGCUGUAGUCCCUGGGUGUGCUGCGCUUCCGUAACGCUUAAAAACGGUUCGCUUCAGGCGGCUUGCCAUUUACCGACUUCCUUGGUCAGUAAUACGCCGCAACAGUUGUGUUUUCUUGGCUGAAGCGUUUGUUUUUGUAACGAUACACGCGCUGUGUUUUUAUAAUUGAAACGCAUACAACCGCCGCUGUCUUAACGGUUUUGGGGGGUAACGUUAUAUUUGUAUGCACAGACGAGCCGAACAUCUUUUGUCUGCUCUGCAUUGAUGUUAGAGGAAAGCUCUCUGGAAGAUCUGUUUUUGCUGAAUGUGUGAAUGACCACGUCUGUAUCUUCUGUUGAUACAUUCUGGUUGGUUUGACCCACACAUGGACUAAGUGGACAAAACAUCUCUAACUUUAAGGCAUUUGGACACCGAGGGCUGAUCAUCUAGGGAACACAUAGGUUUUUGGCCAGUUCUGGCUGCAGCUGUAUGCCCCAGGCUCAGCUCUGAUGUUACCGGCUGAAACGGGUUGACUGUGAGAGGACGAUUUCCCUCGGCUAUGUCUACCAUUGAGACAAUCUGGCCUCCGGGCACUGAGUGUGUGGCCAGGUACAACUUCCCUGGAACGGCAGACCAGGACUUGCCUAUGUGCAAAGGAGAUGUUCUUACUAUAAUUGGAGUAACUAAGGAUCCAAACUGGUACAAAGCAAAAAAUUCAGCAGGACGAGAGGGUACCAUACCAGCAAACUACGUUCAGAAGAGAGAAGGAGUGAAAUCUGGCGGUAAACUGAGCCUUAUGCCAUGGUUCCAUGGAAAGAUUACACGCGAGCAGGCCGAGAGACUGCUCUUCCCCCCAGAGACGGGCCUCUUCCUGGUGCGCGAGAGCACUAACUACCCCGGCGACUACACCCUGUGUGUUAGCUGCGAUGGCAAGGUGGAGCAUUACCGCAUCAUCUACCACAACGGCAAACUGUCCAUCGAUGAGGAGGAGUACUUUGAAAACCUCAUGCAGCUCAUGGAGCACUACACUAAAGAUGCAGAUGGACUCUGUACCAGACUUAUCAAACCUAAACUCAUGGAGGGGACUGUGGCGGCCCAGGAUGAGUUCUCUAGAAGUGGCUGGGCUCUGAAUAGAAAAGAACUGAAGCUUAACCAGACUAUUGGAAAGGGAGAGUUUGGAGAUGUGAUGGUUGGAGACUACAGAGGCAAGAAAGUAGCGGUGAAAUGUAUCAAAAAUGACGCAACAGCGCAGGCCUUCGUUGCAGAGGCUUCGGUCAUGACGCAAUUACGGCAUAAUAACUUGGUACAGCUACUGGGGGUGAUUGUGGAAGAGAAGGGCAGCCUCUUCAUUGUCACUGAGUACAUGGCCAAGGGUAGUCUAGUGGACUAUCUGCGCUCCAGAGGACGUACUGUUAUUGGUGGAGAUCGUUUGAUCAAUUUCUCAAUGGAUGUCUGCAAGGCGAUGGAGUAUCUCGAGGCCAAUAACUUCGUGCACAGGGAUCUGGCGGCUCGUAAUGUUCUAGUGUCAGAAGACAACAUAGCAAAAGUCAGCGACUUUGGCCUCACCAAGGAAGCGUCAUCUACUCAAGAUACAGCCAAACUCCCGGUUAAGUGGACUUCACCUGAGGCCUUACGAGAGAAGAAGUUUUCCACUAAGUCAGAUGUAUGGAGCUAUGGCAUCUUACUGUGGGAGAUCUAUUCCUUUGGUCGGGUACCAUAUCCACGAAUUCCUCUGAAGGAAGUUGUCCCACGUGUAGAGAAGGGUUAUAAGAUGGACGCCCCCGACGGCUGCCCGGCAGUGGUGUAUGACAUCAUGAAGCAGUGCUGGACUCUGGACGCUGUGGUGCGGCCCAGCUUCAGAGAACUGAGAGAGAAACUUCAAGAUAUCAUAACCAAUGAGCUGUACCGAUAAAAGACAAAAACUAAAGGAAAAACACAAGAGGAAGUCCUCCAUGGGACCAUUCUCAUACAAUCUGACCAAAAUCUACUCUUAAAGCCGUGGACUUGAAAACUUCAGCAGAAUUUUCUUUUGCAAGCGCAUCCUUGUUUUUUCUUUGCAUUGUUUUCAUGGCUUGGUUUUCUUCAUUUUGGGGAGGCUGGCCUUCUCUACACCAACUCACCUCUUUUUGAUUCACAAGAUCUUCAGCCUCCUCUGAUAUGUCCUCAUACGCUCCUUCAUUACGGACUUUUGAUUAUGAUAUAGUACUUUCUGCCAAAAAAAAAAAAAAAAAGAAAAGAAAGAAAAAUCAGCUUUACUACUAAUUCUGCCCAUAAAACAACAACAACAAAACAAAAAAUAUAAUGAGAAAUGACAUUCGGCACCUAUAAGGCAGGUUUUCUGCAAUAUCUUAGACCCAAGAACAAUAAUUGGCACUUAGGGAAACCGUAUGUUCAUCCCAAACUGUUUUCAUUUCCAGUAGCCAAUGAAAUACAUGAGAGAAUCUUUCUUCCAUUUCACAGUGCCUUCACGCCAGAAGCCUGUCUCGCCCCAGAGCUUGUUUUUUAUUUUAUUUUUUUAAAUAUGGUGUACAAGUGCUAUGAUUUCCUGUUGUCUUUCUCAUCUUUCCAAACAUGUGUCAGUCUGAGCCUCAACCAGAAAUGAUGAAUAUAAACAUUGUAGGCCUUUUAAAAGAGAUGUGGCUUGGGUGGAAGCUGAAAUGGGAUAGUUCACCCAAAAAUGAAAAUGUGGUAAUCAUUUACUCACCCUCAAGUUGUUUUAAACCUUUAUGAGUUUAUUUUUUCUGUUGAACACAAAAGAAGAUAUUUUGAAAAAUGUUUCUGGUCCCCAUUGACACUUUUUCAUCCUAUGGAAGUCAAUUGGGAUCAAGAUAUCUUCUUUUGUGUUCAACAGAAGAAAGAAACUCAAACAGGUUUAGAACAACUUGAGGGUGAGUAAAUGAUGACGGCAUUUUAAUUUUGGGGUGAACUAUCCCUUUAAUCCAAAAUAAAAAAUAUAUAUAUAAAAAGACAGAGAAAUUAUACAAAAAAAAAAAACACACAAAUACAGAUUUGUGAAAUAUUUGUUAUAUAUUAUAUGCUGAUUUUGCAGUGCUUUUUUUUUUUUUUUUUUUUUUUGCUGCCAUAUUUCAGUUAAAAUCAUUCCACCUGAACAGUUUGAUAAAAACAAAAGAUAAAUGACAAAAAAAUAAAAGGCUGCCAAACAGA